AUGCUGGUGGCCUGGAUGAGCGCGGGCUCCCUGGGCAUGAUGGUUGCCAGGUUCAACAAAAAGCUGGGCAAAGGUCGCACAAUGUGUGGGAAGGAGCUGUGGUUUGUGGGGGCGCAUCCAGUGCUGGGCUGUCUGCUCAUGAUUCUGUCCCUGCUCCAGCCACUAGGGGCAGUGCUGCGCUGUGGACCUCAGCACCCGAGGUUGAUUGACAGCUCCCAGAAUCAAUGGCUGCUGAAGGUGAUGGGAGGCUUCGUGGGAUGGGAGGCACUGUACUUCCUCCUCUCCGACUUGGACCUGAGGUGGAACCAGAACAAUGACGGGCUCUUCCUCCUGGGGAACCUGGCCUUCCUGGUGGCUCUGCUGGUGGGCAUCGGCAUGUCCUGA
Molecule: messenger RNA, 384 nt
Organism: Knipowitschia caucasica
Lineage: Eukaryota; Metazoa; Chordata; Actinopteri; Gobiiformes; Gobiidae
Source: the annotation of a GenBank genome assembly